AUGACGGAAUCAACAGAUAGCAUCAACACACUUAUAGAUAGUAUCAGUGAUCGACUGAAUAUAUUGGAACUCAUUGUGUCUCCAACCACACUAGAUGCCAGUGUCCGAGUGCCAGCAGACAACCCAUCAGCAACCAUUGUUGGCGGAUUGAAGGAUGCUCAGAGCAACCUGAAAAAGGAACUACAGAAACAACUCUCUCUUGCUUCAUUUAUCCAGCUAUAUGAUUCUAUGGAGCCGCUGUUCACUACUCGACAGCUGAUGCCUGGAACAUUGCCUCGAAAUAUAUCAAAUUCGACUUUGAAAGAAAUGGUAUUGGCUGCUGAUGCCGAUCUUACUGAAAUGGCAGAUCAUCUCAGUGCAAUCGACAGUCUUAAAAACUUGAUUGAUAUACCUUCACUAAGUGAACUGCCCAGGCUACAACCUCAGCUAUCGGCUGUUGAAUCAGAUCUGAAUCAAGAUGUCGAUCGAAUUACUCGAAUGCACAACCAGUUCACUACUAAUAUGGCCGUGUCUCAGCUGUUUUUGCAAUAUCACUAUAUUUUGGCAGAGCUCGAGCAAAAGUUGUCAGUAGCUAAUUGA
Batrachochytrium dendrobatidis JAM81 is the source of this 579-nucleotide messenger RNA. RefSeq lists its product as uncharacterized. Gene Ontology annotation, biological process: cytoskeleton-dependent cytokinesis. Lineage: Eukaryota; Fungi; Chytridiomycota; Chytridiomycetes; Rhizophydiales. The coding region runs from base 1 to 579 and encodes 192 amino acids. The transcript has 4 exons. The record is from RefSeq and is a predicted model, not a curated record. Gene Ontology annotation, cellular component: dynactin complex.